GUCAGCGCGUGACGCACAUUAUAUCGGAGUGUUCGGAGCGCCACCCGCUCGACUCCACCGACCGAGUAUACCGACAGUUGCGAGAUUCGCGCUCGUGGAUAGUGUUGUUUAAUUUAUCGGUUUAUUUGUUUAUUUAAUUGAAGUGAAAGUGAAGACAAUAAUUGAUUAGGAUUGGAUGUUAAUGUGUUUUAAAUUUAUAGUGAAAUAUCUAGGAUUACAAAUGGAUUCUAUAAAAGUGGCGACGAAUGCAGCGUCACCAUUGACAACACAAAUGGUGAGCCAACUGCUAAAGAGAAGAUCGCUCGUGGGGCAGUUGGUGCUGCCUACGCCAGGAUGCGAAUCGAAUCCGAGCUCUCCAUCCACAUCGCCAACUUCUGUAUCCCCUUCCGCUUCCGCCGAUAAAAUUGACAACCGCGAUCCACUAAGCUUCUACCCAGAUGCACCGGAUAUGCUUCGGGAAGAAGAGCGCCUGAAAACUUUCGAUAAAUGGCCAGUUUCUUUCCUGUCGCCUGAACUCCUCGCAAGAAAUGGAUUCUAUUAUCUCGGUCGUGGGGAUGAAGUGCGUUGCGCUUUUUGUAAGGUGGAGAUAAUGAGAUGGGUCGACGGCGAUGAUCCAGCUAAAGACCAUCAACGGUGGGCGCCGCAAUGUCCUUUCCUGAGACGUCAAGCUGGAGCUGGUAAUGUGCCCCUCGAUACACCGGUGACUGUUGGCCGCGACGAGUGUGGCGUGCGUGCCCCGCCCUCAGCUACUCCGGUUAAAAUGCCCGGGCCUGUGCACUCACGUUAUGUCUCAGAAGCGGCUCGACUACGUACCUUUGCCGAUUGGCCCAGAAGUAUGCGUCAAAAACCUGAAGAACUGGCGGAAGCGGGUUUCUUUUACACGGGACAGGGUGACAAAACAAAAUGUUUCUAUUGCGAUGGCGGUUUAAAAGACUGGGAAAAUGACGAUGUACCUUGGGAACAGCAUGCACGUUGGUUUUCGCGAUGUGCCUAUGUUCAAUUAGUAAAGGGCCGUGAAUACGUUCAGAAGGUAGCUUCUGAAGCGGCAACUAUCACGGCACCCAAAGAAAAAGAUUCGUCAAAUGGCGUCGUAGCUCCUCCUGCAAAUAACACGAAUUCGACCACGGAAAAAGAAGAAACCCCCGUGGAAGAUACGAAAUUGUGUAAGAUUUGUUUCGCCGAAGAGAGGAACGUGUGUUUCGUGCCCUGCGGUCACGUAGUGGCUUGUGCAAAAUGCGCUUUGUCGACUGAUAAAUGCCCUAUGUGCCGAAGGACGUUCACAAAUGCAGUGCGUCUUUAUUUUUCGUGAGGAGAGUUCGACAGUGGACUCGAUGCUAGUCAGUACAUCGCGGGCCCUAAUGCGUGCUGAAACCACGCUCUAAAAGACCGCUUAAAACUGUGAUUUUAACAUUUAAUAAUAUAUUAUUUUAAUACAAAGCGGUGGGGCAACUUUAAAAACCAAGAUGACUUCAAGGAUGACGAUAAGGUGUUAAAUGUAGAUGUUGAAAUGAUUUUAAAUUAUUUAUUGAUUGAAAAUUAUAAUGUCGUAUGUAAAUAAUCUAUUGUAAAUAUUUUAGCUUAUCAUUUUGUCCCACCGAAAAAUGGAAAAGUAUUUUUGGAGAUGAGUCUAAUGCAAUCGCAGAAAUUCAUUAUUUUUUAAACAUUUCGUAAAUUGCAAUCUGGUCAUUUAAAUGUUCACUCUUCGAAAUGUUAUGAUAAUGUGAUUAUCGCAAAUAUUAAAAGUAUAUUUAUGUGAUACAUCAUUAUUAUAUUAAUUUUUCUAUAAUUUUACCACUUAAAUUAAAUACAGCCGCAAACAAUUUUAAAAUUUAUUUUAUUAUGAUAUUCAUCUGUUUAUUGCAUUAGAGCAUAACUAAAAGUUUUAUAAUUUUCAUGUAAUAUAAUUUAUAAUGUGUAAUGAGAAUUCCAGAAUGAUUGAAUAAUUUAAUAAUACAAAAUACAAAUUAAUCUUGUUAAUUUGCAACAAUGAUAACAAGUAUUCGAUGACAUUGGUAUGAUGGUGUUAUUGUAUAUAAUUUUGAUUUGACAAUAACUUGCAAAUUGAGAGUAUUAGGUAGACAUAAAUGAUAAGCAGAAAAAUCCUUAACCAGAUCAAUCUUUCCUAGAAGGACAUUUAAUAAUUUCUACUCUUUUUUUCUUGUAACUGUAUUAGUCUCCAAUACAAAAUGAGGUCUAAAAGUUUCACAUUUAAAUAAACUCAAAUCAACAAAUUCUGAAAUAAUAAUAGCAUCUAAAAUACAAACAAAUAACAGUGUAUAAUGCAACAAUCCAUAUCAUAUAACUUUCACCCAAUUAAUAGGAAUUCCAUACUAAUCUUUAGUUUUAGAUUUGCAAUUUAGAAUAACUAUAUCACUGAGAGUAAUUAUUAAUGAGAGAAUUUAUUAAAGUCAGAUUUCAAUUUGUUUUUUUCAUAGGUAAUAAUUAUUAUUUCACCCUGUUGAUGUUAUUAAUAAACGAAUUGUUAAAUUA
Molecule: messenger RNA, 2490 nt
Organism: Colias croceus (clouded yellow)
Lineage: Eukaryota; Metazoa; Arthropoda; Insecta; Lepidoptera; Pieridae
Gene: Iap
Product: baculoviral IAP repeat-containing protein 3-like
Exons: 2
Coding region: 176-1309 (377 amino acids)
Biological process (GO): negative regulation of apoptotic process; positive regulation of protein ubiquitination; regulation of cell cycle
Cellular component (GO): nucleus; cytoplasm
Molecular function (GO): cysteine-type endopeptidase inhibitor activity involved in apoptotic process; ubiquitin protein ligase activity
Source: RefSeq, a predicted model, not a curated record